Apaloderma vittatum (bar-tailed trogon) is the source of this 2595-nucleotide messenger RNA. RefSeq names its product DEAD/H (Asp-Glu-Ala-Asp/His) box helicase 11 (gene DDX11). Gene Ontology annotation, cellular component: nucleus. Gene Ontology annotation, molecular function: ATP binding; DNA helicase activity; DNA binding. The transcript has 25 exons. Gene Ontology annotation, biological process: establishment of sister chromatid cohesion; nucleobase-containing compound metabolic process. The record is from RefSeq and is a predicted model, not a curated record. NCBI's taxonomy places the organism in Eukaryota, Metazoa, Chordata, Aves, Trogoniformes, Trogonidae. The annotation marks the transcript as partial.
GGAAAAUCGCUAAGUCUCAUCUGCGGGGCCCUUUCCUGGCUCCGAGACUUCGAGGAGAAGAAGCAGCAGGAGGAGGCACGAAUUCUGGCACUGGAGGAGGGCGAACAGGAGGACUUGAAGAAUCAUCCAACCUCGGCUGGGCCAGGACACGCCAAGAGCGAAGGCGCCGCUGGGGAACCGGACUGGGUUACGGCGUUUGUGCAGAAGAAAGAAGAGCGAGACAUGGUGGUCAGGCUUAAGGAAGAGCAGAUCAGGAGGAAAAAGCGAGAAGAUCGCCUUGAGAAAAUUCGCAAUAAUGUGCAGUUAAAAUAUGCGGCAAAGAGGAAGAGGUCUGAGGAGGAUGAGGCAAAGCGCCUUCUUCAGCUCAGUAAGGAGGUUCUUUCAGAGGGAGCUGGAGUGGGUGAUCUAGAACAGCUGGAUCACAAUGAGGAGGAGCUGAUUCUUGCUGAAUAUGAGAGUGAUGAAGAAAAGAAAGUGGUAUCUGGGCUGGAAGAAGAUGACGACGAUUUGGAAGAGGAGCACGUGACUAAGAUUUACUACUGCAGCCGCACUCACUCCCAGCUGUCACAGUUUGUGCAUGAGGUGCAGAAAAGUCCCUUUGGCAAGGACACGCGUCUCGUCUCUCUCGGAUCCAGGCAGAACCUGUGUGUGAAUGAGGAGGUGCGACGCUUGGGGGCUCUCCAGCUCAUCAAUGAUCGCUGCACAGAGAUGCAAAAGAACAAACACGAAAAGAAGAGUGAUGAAGGUAAGAAGAGACGUGUGAGCCGCACCGUAUGCCCAUUUUAUUCCUAUGAGCAAAUGCAGUUUCUCCGUGAUGAAGUUCUAGUGGAAGUGAAGGAUAUUGAGCAGUUAGUGACUUUGGGAAGGGAGACCAAAGCCUGCCCAUACUAUGGGAGUCGAUACUGUGUGCUUCUCCUGCAGCUGGUGGUGCUGCCCUAUCAAAUGCUCUUGCAUGAGCCUACCAGGAACGCUGCGGGGAUCAAGCUGAAGGACCAGGUUGUGAUCAUUGACGAGGCCCACAACCUCAUAGACACCAUCACCUGCAUCCAUAGCGCGGAAGUCAGCGGCUCUCAGCUGUGCUGUGCCCACUCCCAGCUGUUGCAGUACAUGGAGCGAUACAGGAAACGUCUGAAGGCAAAGAACUUGAUGUACAUUAAGCAGAUCCUGUAUUUGCUGGAGCGGUUUGUGGCCAUGCUGGGAGGUAAUGUGAACCAAAAUCCUAGCUGUCAGGCAGUUUCCCAACCAGGAACAGUGCUAAAAUCCAUCAAUGACUUUCUGUUUCAGAGCCAGAUUGACAAUAUCAACCUCUUCAAGGUUCAGCGUUACUGCGAGAAGAGCCUCAUCAGUAGGAAGCUUUUUGGGUUUGUGGAGCGAUAUGGAAGCCCUGCCACAACUGUGAAGACAAACAAGGAGAACCAGAAGUUGGCUGGUUUGCAGAACUUUCUUCUGACCCUCCAGCAGGGGUCUGAUAAAGGGGGUAUUGCCCCAAGCCCUCCUGUGGAGACUGAGAACGACCAGCUCCGAACUGCUUCUCCACUGAUGCACAUUGAAGGAUUUCUUUCAGCCCUCACAAAUGCAAACCAAGAUGGCAGAGUCAUUCUCAACAGGCAAGGCACAGUUGGUCAGAGCAGCCUCAAAUUCCUCUUGCUGAAUCCAGCUGUCCACUUUGCCAAGGUGGUGGAAGAGUGCCGUGCUGUAAUCAUUGCUGGCGGCACCAUGCAGCCGGUGGCCGAUUUCCGAGAGCAGCUCCUGUCCUGUGCUGGUGUGGACCCUGCGCGGGUUGUGGAGUUCUCCUGCGGACAUGUGAUUCCUCCAGAAAACAUUUUACCCAUAAUCCUCUGCAGUGGCCCUUCCAACCAACAACUGGAAUUUACCUACCAGACGAGAGACCUGCCCCAGAUGAUGGAUGAGACGGGCCGAAUCCUUUGCAACCUGUGCAACGUGGUCCCAGGGGGUGUGGUGUGCUUCUUCCCCUCCUACGAAUAUGAGAAGCAGGUGUACGCACACUGGGAGAAGACGGGGCUCCUCACCCGCCUGGCAACUAAGAAGAAGAUCUUUCAGGAGCCUAAGAAAGCCAACCAGGUGGAGCAGGUGCUGAUGGAAUAUGCCAAAUGCAUAAAGCGCUGCACCCAGGCAGGAGGAGGACAGAUGACGGGGGCCCUGCUGCUUUCCGUAGUUGGAGGCAAAAUGAGCGAAGGGAUCAACUUCUCCGAUGACCUGGGAAGGUGUGUGAUUAUGGUGGGAAUGCCUUACCCCAACAUAAAAUCUCCAGAGCUCCAGGAAAAAAUGGCUUGGCUUGACAAAACAAUGCCCAGAGCUGCAGGCCAGGCACCUAGCAGAGUGCUGGUUGAAAACCUGUGCAUGAAGGCAGUAAACCAGUCAAUAGGCAGAGCCAUUCGCCAUCAGAAGGACUUUGCAAGCAUCCUGCUCCUGGACCACAGGUACACGCGCCCUGCCAUCUUCAACAAACUGCCACAGUGGAUCAGGGAGAGAACCCAGGUGAAACCUGCCUUUGGAUCAGCAUUUGCAGAGUUAAGAAAGUUCCAUCGAGGGAAGUUGGAUGCUCUGUGCUGCAGCCCGGAGAACAGGCUCUAG